AGUGGUAGUAGUUCAGCAAGUAAGUCCUAUCAGUAGUUAGAAAUGCAUCAAAUCUCUGAAUGGUUUAGAAAUAGAAUGUGAAUGGCAAGAACGCCAGCACUCUCUUGCUUUUUCUAACUCGUCGAAUAAAGACGGAACCGGCGUCAGCGUAAUAUGUAAGUACACCUACUGAGGAGUACUAAGAAUAGCUACCGAUAGUUUUUCCUAGUAUACGACCAAACUCUACCGUCACAAGAUGGCUUUCUCGGAUUUACAGGGAGUGGCGGAUCUUUACUUCAGCUUGGGUGGUGGGCAGACGCUAAGCAAAGGUAUUUAAUUUAUAGUGGAUUUGAGUUUUUUUUCCAUUUUCCUUGCAAUAGAAACAUCAUGGGCUUCUUUCAUCACGACUGAGAAGAAGAGGCUUAAUAUACUUGUCCAGCGGCAUGCUCUGUGCAAAAGAGCGCUUGGCAUGUUGAUAAUCGAUCGCUUCGAUUAUGUUCCUGGUGCUCCUCCCUGUAGUUGUAAACGUAAACCCCAGCUGCACUCCUGUAGUGGCCCGCCUGGCUCUAAUUUUGCUGCGCAAGCAAAGCGUCACAAAUACUUACAUAGGAAAAAUUGCUUGUAAAAAUUGAAUGUACUUGUAAAAAAAACACAACAUCAGACUCGCCUGUCGUGCCCGGUGCCGCUGGCGCGGCUUUGCCACCAUGGAAAAUUGACCAUUCUGAC
Molecule: messenger RNA, 705 nt
Organism: Amoebophrya sp. A120
Lineage: Eukaryota; Dinophyceae; Syndiniales; Amoebophryaceae
Source: the annotation of a GenBank genome assembly